AUGUCCACGCGUGAGAGGCCGUACCGCUUAGGUACAGAGGAGACCUCUCAAGCAUUGAGGGGGAAGCACAGGGCCGAAGCGUACCCACAGUCCAUUAGCUUGAUUGAGAGCGGGAAUCCCUCGAGAAGCCUGGAGAACGUUUGCCGCUGGGCGUAUCAGAAGCAGAAGUGGGACCCCAACCACUCUGAGCACCACGAUCAUGCCGUCUUCUUAACCAGGCAAGAUUUUGGGCCUGCUGGUAUGCAAGGACAUGCUCCUGUUACCGGCAUGUGUCAGCCAGUCCGAAGCUGUACGCUCAACCACGAGGAUGGGUUUUCAUCGGCUUUUGUCGUUGCUCAUGAAACUGGGCACGUGCUGGGCAUGGAGCACGACGGGCAAGGGAACCGCUGCGGGGACGAGACAGCGAUGGGCAGCGUUCUGGCUCCCUUGGUGCAGGCUGCCUUCCAUCAGUACCACUGGUCCAGGGGCAGCAGCCAAGAGCUCAAAAGACACAUAGACUCUUACGACUGCGUUCUUGACGACCCUUUUGAACAUGAUUGGCCCAAGCUUCCCGAGCUGCCAGGCGUCAAUUACUCCAUGGACGAACAGUGCUGCUUUGAUGUUGGCGUUGGCUAUAAAAUAUGCACGGCGUUCCGAACCGUUGACCCGUGCGAGCAGUUGUGGUGCAGCCAUCCAGAUAACCCCUAUUUCUGUAAGACUAAGAAAGGACCUCCGCUCGACGGGACGUGUGCCCCUGGAAAAUGGUGCUCUAAAGGUCACUGCAUGUGGAAGAACGCUAACCGGCUGAAGCAGGAUGGCAACUGGGGACCCUGGACAAAAUUUGGCUCCUGCUCCCGAACGUGCGGAACCGGAGUUCACUUUCGAACACGCCAGUGCAACAAUCCAAUGCCCAUGAAUGGAGGCGAAGAUUGUGCUGGGGUCAAUUUUGAGUUUCAGCUUUGCAAUACGGAGGAGUGUCCUAAGCACUUUGAGGACUUCAGAGCGCAGCAGUGUCAGCAGCACAACUCCCACUUCGAGUAUCAGAACAGCAAGCACCACUGGCUGCCCGACGAGCACCCUGACUCUAACAAGCGGUGCCACCUGUACUGCCAGUCCAAGGAAACCGGAGAUGUUGCGUCCAUGAAGCAGCUGGCACAUGAUGGAACUCACUGCUCCUAUAAAGAUCCCUACAGCAUCCGUGUCCACGGAGAACGCGCGAAAGUGGGUUGUGACAAGGAGAUCGGCUCCAACAAGGUGGAAGAUAAGUGUGGCGUCUGCGGUGGGGAUAACUUUCAUUGCCGAACGGUGAAGGGAACCUUCACGCGCACUCCCAAAAAGCUUGCAAUUAAGAACCAGGCUACGGGACACUAUAUUCUGAAUGGGAAAGGGGAGGAGGCCAGAUCCCAAUCUUUCCUCGACCUGGGCGUGGAGUGGGAGUACAACAUAGAAGACAACAUCGAAACCCUCCACACGGACGGGCCCUUGCACGACGCGGGGGUUGUGCUGAUCGUUCCUCGGGAGAAUGACAUGAGAUCCAGCCUGACCUACAAAUACAUCAUUCACGAGGAUUCGGUACCAACUAUCAACAGCAACAAUGUCCUGCAGGAAGAAACAGACACUUUUGAGUGGGUGUUAAAGAGUUGGUCGCAGUGCUCCAAACCCUGCGGUGGAGAUGAGCCCUGCAUGGGAGACAAAUCCAUCUUCUGUCAAAUGGAAGUGCUUGCCCGUUCCUGUUCCAUCCCUGGCUACAACAAGCUGUGCUGCGAGUCCUGCAGCAAGCGCAGCAGCACCCUCCCGCCCCCCUUCCUCACCCAAGCGGCCCCAGCUGCUGAGGACGUCAUCUUUGAGGAGAGCGACCUGCCCAGGGCUUUGGUGAUGCCAACGCCUGCAGUGCCCCGCUCCGCACAGUUCCAGCCUGGCAGAAGUUCUCCGGGCAGGCUCUGGGAAGAAGACAUCGAUACACACGUCUCCCUGUCCAACACCGAGCCCAAAGGCACUGAGUUUCCGCAACAGAGAGCUCCACCAGCCAGGAAGAUUUCUAGGCUGUUUGCUUGGCUACACCAGUCGCCUUCCAACAGCGGCAGCCUCGGUCCUCAUGGUGCCCUGGCCUUGGCAGCAGCUCUUCCCGUGGUGCCAGCUCAUAACACCACGGCAGGUGCUCCUUCACCACCGAGAGCCUCCGGGAAGAGCGAGAAGCAUGUUGAGAAGAGCUGGCCUUCCAGGUCCUCCACCAUGGAAAGAUGAACGCCUCGUGGAGGAGAGUCACGGGAAGAGGCUUUGUUUGGCGCUUUGGGUUUCACGUCCUUCCUUCUGGAUGCCCUGGGGCACGCUGCUUUCCACAAGCAGGACGCUGCAGGUCAUCGACUCCUUUUCCCUGUCAAUGAGACGAACGAGAAGUGCUGGGUCACUUUCUGGUUGCUCCCGUCCUCCUCCCGUACUGCGUUAUCUGGCUAGCUUCAGCGCCUGGGAGGCAAGCACCAAAGACUAUUCCUGCCCGCGAGCAGAAGUCGCCGAGGGCAUCGCUCUGGCCAUGACCUCAGCACUCACCCCCUUAUUUUUGGGUUUUAGGGCUCACACGUAGAAAACGCCCCACUCCAAGAGGUACCAGACGUUUACACUAUAUAAAACACUUUUUUUUUUUUUUUGCAAUGGAAGGACUGAUUCCGUAAGACUCGUUUUGCUGAUUUAUCUCUCUAAAGGGAUAUUGUCUGAGCGAAUUUGCAGCUGCUGUGUCAAUACUGGAUAUUGCGGAAAGUCAGGAUUAUUUUGAAGAGUGUUGUGCUGUCAGACAACUGUUGACCUCUGUUGCGUUCUGGACACUUGCUGGGUGCCUGCCAUCGAGUGCUGCCUUAUUCACAUCCCAGGAGCUGAUUUUUAGAACAGCAUUAUCAUGAAAGGAGGAGUUCUGUUUCCAGCUGCUGACACUGGGAAAGGGUUUUUUUUUGUCUUGAGUAUCACCAACGUGACGCUUUCUUUUGAAAUAGGGGAAGGAAAAGAAAAAAAGGUGUAAAGCUGAAGGUAGGAGUCCGCGUAGAGCCAGCCGCCCGUCCAAAGCAGGUUUAGACACUUUGGUGUCGUCGGAGGUUGGAAAAAUACCGGGGGGCGGCUGUGGAAUGAGCCCCGCGCCCCGCGGAGGAGCAGCAGCGCCGUCCCGUCCCGUCCCUCUCCUCUCGCCCGCCAGCGCAGGAAACCCUGGACGUGCCGUCAGCGCUGUCACCUUCCCCAGUCCCCAACCCGUUCUCUUCUCCAGACGCUCCCGCGGUGAUUCCCGAAGCUGAAAAAAGCAUCCGGAGGUGGAACAGGUGCUGACGAGAAAUAGCUGUGGCAAGACUGAAAGUAAGAGGAUUUUUUUUUUUUUUUCCCUUCCUACCGGCAGCGUUGAUGUGAAGGUGAGAGAGAGAUUUAUUUUUCGGCAUGGUUCCCCUCAAACUCCAGCCCCACAAGGCAUCUGCCUGCAAUAAGGGACGAGUCGUUUCUGUCCCUGACCAUCUUGUUCACAGCCCGCCCCGUCGCACCCUCUC
Molecule: messenger RNA, 3500 nt
Organism: Chroicocephalus ridibundus (black-headed gull)
Lineage: Eukaryota; Metazoa; Chordata; Aves; Charadriiformes; Laridae
Product: A disintegrin and metalloproteinase with thrombospondin motifs 3-like
Biological process (GO): extracellular matrix organization; proteolysis
Cellular component (GO): extracellular matrix
Molecular function (GO): metalloendopeptidase activity
Source: RefSeq, a predicted model, not a curated record